This is a messenger RNA of Colletotrichum aenigma, 858 nucleotides long. Its product is annotated as Delta(3 5)-Delta(2 4)-dienoyl-CoA isomerase. Bases 1 to 858 code for a protein of 285 amino acids. NCBI's taxonomy places the organism in Eukaryota, Fungi, Ascomycota, Sordariomycetes, Glomerellales, Glomerellaceae. Gene Ontology annotation, molecular function: delta(3,5)-delta(2,4)-dienoyl-CoA isomerase activity. Gene Ontology annotation, cellular component: mitochondrion. The transcript is spliced from 3 exons. The record is from RefSeq and is a predicted model, not a curated record.
AUGGCCGCCGCCACGUUCAAAGACUACACCUACGAACACUUCCUCGUCACCACGCCGGCCCCCUUCGUCGUCCACGUCGAGAUCAACCGCCCCAAGAAGCUCAACGCCUUCUCGGAGCCCGUCUGGCGCGAGUUCGGCCCCCUCUUCAACCGCCUCAGCCAUGACCCCGACGUCCGCGCCGUCGUCCUCUCCGGCGCCGGCGACCGCGCCUUCUCGGCGGGUCUCGACGUCCAGUCCGCCAGCGAGGGCACCCUCGGCAGCGCCAUCGGCGGGGACAUGGACCCGUCCCGGUACGCGACCAUGAUGCGCCGUCACAUUGUCGAGUUCCAAGCCGCCAUCGAUGCGGUAGAAAAGUGCGAGAAGCCCGUGAUCUGCGUCCUGCACGGAAUCUCCAUCGGAAUCGCAAUCGACAUCUCAUGCUGCGCCGACGUCCGCAUCUGCGCACGGAACACGCGCUUCUCCGUCAAGGAGGUCGACAUCGGGCUGGCGGCCGACCUCGGCACCCUGAGCCGCCUGCCCAAGCUCGUGGGCAGCACGUCGUGGGUCAAGGACGUCUGCCUGUCGGCCCGGGACUUCUCCGGCGAGGAGGCGCUGGCGGUCGGCUUCGUCAGCCAGGUGCACGCGGACAAGGCCGCCGCGCUCGACGCGGGGCUGAAGCUGGCGGGCUUCAUCGCCGGCAAGAGCCCGGUGGCGGUGCAGGGCACCAAGGAGCUGCUGAACCAUGCGAGGGAUCACUCGGUUGCGGAGAGUUUGCGAUACACCACCGUCUGGAACGCGGCCAUGCUGCAAUCAGGCGACUUCAAGACUGCCAUGAUGUCCGGACUGACCAAGACCAAGCCCACGUUCGCCAAGCUCUAG